AUGGCCCCGGUUCAGGUGGAGACUUCGCAGCUGGUGUCGGCGGGCGGCCCGCCCUCGGCCCCCCCGCCUUCGGCAGCCGCGGCCGCGGCGGCGGCAGCAGCGGCCGCGGCCGCCGCCAGCCCCGGUGUGCGGCUCAGCAUGCUGAUCGACUUCCUACUGCAGAGGACCUACCAGGAGAUCACGGUGCUGGCCGACCUGUUGCCCAGAAAGACUGAUAUGGAACGGAAAAUUGAAAUUGUGCAGUUUGCUAGUCGGACACGUCAACUCUUUGUGCGUCUGCUGGCAUUGGUAAAAUGGGCCAGUAAUGCAGGAAAGGUGGAAAAAUGUGCGAUGAUAUCGAAUUUCCUGGAUCAGCAGGCAUUUCUCUUUGUGGACACCGCUGAUCGAAUGGCAUCGUUAGCAAGAGAUGCAUUGGUUCAUGCGCGCCUGCCAAGCUUUGCGAUUCCAUUUGCCAUUGAUGUUCUAACUACAGGCUCGUACCCUCGCUUACCGAGUUGCAUUCGGGAUAAAAUCAUUCCUCCAAACCCGAUAACCAAGAAUGAGAAACUGGCCACGCUUCAUCAGCUCAAUCAGAUUCUGAGACAUCGAUUGGUUACCACAGACCUGCCUCCACAACUGGCAAACCUUACAGUUGCCAAUGGACGUGUGAAAUUCCGUGUUGAAGGGGAAUUUGAAGCCACACUCACAGUGAUGGGGGACGAUCCAGAAAUCCCAUGGCGAUUGCUCAAACUAGAAAUUCUAGUGGAAGACAAGGAAACGGGAGAUGGUCGUGCUCUGGUCCACAGUAUACAGAUCCACUUCAUUCACCGUCUGGUACAGUCCAGACUCUUUGCUGAUGAGAAACCACUGCAAGACAUGUACAACUGUUUGCACUCGUUCUGUCUGUCGCUCCAGUUAGAAGUAUUACACUCGCAGGCACAGAUGCUCAUACGUGAACGAUGGGGUGACCUUGUUCAGGUUGAGCGGUAUCUACCUGGAAAAUGCCUGACCUUGGUGGUUUGGAAUCAACAAGUUGUGGGAAGAAAGACAGGCAGUGCCUCUGCUCACAAGGUCAACAUAAAGAUUGAUGAAAGUGACUGCUCAAAACCCUUACAAAUAUCUCAUGAUCCACCAUUACCAGCUUGUGAUUCUAAGUUAAUAGAACGUGCUAUGAAGAUCGAUCACCUCUCUGUGGAGAAGCUGUUGAUAGACAGCGUCCAUGCACGUUCUCAUCAGAAACUGCAGGAACUGAAAGCCAUUCUCAAGAGCUACAACCCCAAUGACAAUGCCUUCAUAGAAACCGCUCUGCCUACCUUGGUUAUUCCUAUCUUGGAACCCUGUGGUCGGUCUGAAUGUCUUCACGUUUUCGUGGAUCUGCAUUCAGGAAUGUUCCAGCCAAUGUUGUAUGGAAUUGAUCAGACUACAUUGGAUGAUAUUGAAAAGUCUAUCAAUGAUGAGAUGAAGAGAAUUAUUCCUUGGCUUCAGCAGCUGAAGUUCUGGCUUGGACAACAGCGAUGCAAACAAUCUGUGAAACACCUGCCCACAGUAUGCAGUGAGACGUUGCAUCUUUCGAACCUCUCCACUCACCAAGUUGGGAAUCUCUCAAAGCACAAACUUUUCAUCAAGCUGACUCGACUUCCACAAUAUUACAUUGUUGUGGAAAUGAUGAACAGGCCUGGCUUCCCCACCGAACUAGGAUAUAAAUACUAUUUCCUCUCUGUGAGUCAGGGGCUGACUGAUGCUGACGAUUGCCCUCCUACUGCAUUGCUUUUCCAACAAUUCAAAUCAAACAUUGAGGAGCUUGUACUGGACAAAAUGAAUGGGAAACAAGCCAAGACCGGAGAUAAGCGCAAGCUGUCUGGUGACCAAGGACCUAUAGAACCUAAGAAACCCAAACGAACAGGGGAAAUGUGUGCCUUCAAUAAGGUCCUAGCACACCUUGUGGCGAUGUGCGAUACUAACAUGCCAUUCAUUGGGCUUCGAUGUGAGCUGUGUACCAUGGAGAUUCCUCACCAAGGAGUUCAGAUAGAAGGUGAUGGCUGUAAUCAUGCCAUACGAAUACUAAGGAUCCCUCCGUGUACAAGUGUUAGUGAGGAGACCCAGAAAGCCUUAGACCGAUCUUUGUUAGAUUGCACUUUCCGGUUGCAGGGAAGAAACAACCGGACCUGGGUGGCAGAACUGGUAUUUGCCAACUGCCCUCUAAAUAGUACCUCUGCCAAGGAGCAAGGUUCAACACGUCAUGUCUAUCUCACGUAUGAAAGCUUACUAUCGGAACCUGUUGGAGGUCGGAAAGUGGUUGAGGCGUUCCUAAACGAUUGUAAUAGCAUUGCAAAGCUGUAUGACUGUGUUUUGGAGUUUGCACGUUCCUUGCCAGAAAUACCAUCCCACCUUAAUCAUUUCUCGGAGAUACGCGUCUAUAAUUAUCGUAAACUUGUCAUAUGCUACGGAGCCACUAAAGGCAGCUCGAUAACUAUCCAAUGGAAUCCCACCCACCAGAGGUUUCAUAUAUCAUUGGGAACAGUUGGUCCAAACUCUGGCUGCAGUAAUUGUCACAACAUCAUACUCCAUCAGCUUCAGGAGAUGUUCAACAAAUCACCAAAUGUAGUCCAGUUACUACAGGUACUGUAUGAUACACAAGCACCACUCAAUGCCAUUAAUAAACUCCCAACAGUGCCAAUGUUGGGCCUCACACAUCGAACAAAUACUGCCUAUCAAUGUUUCUCGAUACUACCCCAGUCACCCACACACAUCAGACUUGCUUUCCGCAAUAUGUACUGCAUUGACAUAUACUGCAGAAGUCGAGGCGUUGUGGCUAUUCGAGAUGGUGCCUACAGUCUUUUUGACAACAGUAAGAUUGUGGAGGGAUUCCAUCCAGCUCCAGGCUUAAAGACAUUCUUGAAUAUGUUUGUGGACAGCACCCAGGAUGCACGCAGGCGAUCGGUGAAUGAAGAUGAUAAUCCACCAUCUCCUAUUGGUGGAGACAUGAUGGAGUCAUUCAUCUCUCAGCUUCAGCCACAGCAGCCCUUUGUCAAAGCUAGUGGAGGCGUAACAUACCCAUUGACAUCACCACCUACAUCGUAUCACAAUACUGUGACUCCAUCACCACAAAUGAUGCCUACGCAAUCACCAGGGAAUUUACAUCCAGCUAAUUCUCCAAGUGGUGCAUUGCGAGCAUCUUCACCAGCAUCAUUCGUACCGUCUCCCUCCCCCUCUUCCCUUGGAAUCUCAAUGGGACAGACACCAAACUUUGCAAGUCCUCACGGCACAAUUGACCCAAGUUCACCUUACACAAUUAUAUCACCCAGUCAGCGACCGGGGACCUGGCCUGGGUCUCCACAGUUGCCUGGGCCGGCUUUAGCACGCAUACCUGGAAUGUCUCCGGCAAACCCCUCCUUGCACUCCCCUAUCCCUGACGUCUCCCAUUCUCCACGAGCUGGAACAAGCUCCCAAACAAUGCCGACAAAUAUGCCUCCACCUCGUACACUACCUCAGCGAUCAUGGGCUGCAUCAAUACCUACCAUCUUAACUCAUAAUGCCUUGCAUAUUCUACUUUGCCCAUCACCAACACCAGGUCUUGUGCCAGGACUGGCUGGCAGUUACCUUUGUUCCCCUCUCGAGCGAUUCUUAGGAUCUGUUAUGAUGAGGCGACACCUACAAAGGAUAAUUCAACAAGAACCGUUGCAGCUUAUAAACUCCAAUGAACCAGGUGUAAUCAUGUUUAAGACUGAAGCACUGAAGUGUCGCGUGGCACUGAACCCACAGACCUACCAGACCUUGCAGUUUAAAGUGACGCCCGAAACAACAGACCCAUGGACACAAGAAGAACUGCAAGUCUUGGAAAAGUUCUUUGAAACGAGAGUUGCAGGUCCUCCAUUUAAAGCCAACACACUAAAUGCCUUUGCUAAGCUAUUGGGAGCCCACACUCAGAUUCUCCGGGAUUGUGUGCGGAUUAUGAAACUGGAACUGUUUCCAGAUCAGGCUGCCCAGCUGAGGUGGAAUGUGCAAUUCUGUUUGACAAUUCCCCCCAGUGCUCCACCAAUAGCUCCUCCAGGAACACCUGCUGUGGUUUUAAAAUCCAAGAUGCUGUUUUUUCUCCAGCUCACGCAGCGACUGACGGUGCCACAGGAACCGAUCAGCAUAAUUGUGCCAAUUGUCUAUGACAUGGCAACAGGGACAACCCAGCAAGCCGACAUUCCUCGGCCACAAAAUACAUCGGGUGCAGCUGCUUCGAUGGUUAGCAACAUUCUGAGGAGGUUUGCAGAGGUACAUCAGCCACAGCAAGGUGACUGCACAAUCUUUGCAGCGGUGCGGGACUUGAUGGCAAAUCUAUCACUGCCCCCUGGGGGUCGACAGUAACACUACAAUCUGCCUUAUGGGGUUCUCAGAACAGAGAAAAAAAAUGACUGAAGCUCAAUGGAUGAGUUAUAAAAGUAACAGUGUUUGAUGCAAAACAGGAUUAUGAAUCGUGAGAUUCAUGCUCUAAAGUGACUUAAAAAGAGCAUGAUCCAUUAAAGUUAUUUUUCAGGGAUGCACUUCUUUCAUCAAUUUUUCAUCGCUUUGUUUACCUGCUGUUAUAUAUAUAUAUUGUAUUUUGGAAAACUGCAUUUCAAGAAAAAAUUAAAUCUCCAGUGAGAUUCCUUUUACUGGUCAUCUUGUUGACUUAGAUUUAAUCUUUGUUAUAAUAUGUAUGAGAAGAUAAUUAGAUUAUGAAGAUGCCAACAUUUUGAUUUUUUUUGUUUUAUUUUGAGAAUGUAAAUGUGUCAAUUUUCCUAUGUUGUGGCAUAAUAGCUUAAGUUUUUUUUCUUAAACCUAUUUGUUACAUUGAUGGUUAUUGUAAUGUAAAACUGUGAUAAACUUUAAAGUAAUGGAGUUGUAUUUUAUUAUGACUGCUUUAAAUCUUUACAUAAAAUUUGAGUCGUUAGGUCCUAUUGACUCGGAAGCAAUAUUUAAUAAACGAGCAGAUAAAAUACC
Molecule: messenger RNA, 4950 nt
Organism: Callorhinchus milii (elephant shark)
Lineage: Eukaryota; Metazoa; Chordata; Chondrichthyes; Chimaeriformes; Callorhinchidae
Gene: med14
Product: mediator complex subunit 14
Exons: 31
Coding region: 1-4335 (1444 amino acids)
Biological process (GO): regulation of transcription by RNA polymerase II
Cellular component (GO): mediator complex; core mediator complex
Molecular function (GO): transcription coregulator activity
Source: RefSeq, a predicted model, not a curated record